This is a messenger RNA of Silurus meridionalis, 3561 nucleotides long. RefSeq lists its product as uncharacterized. Gene Ontology annotation, cellular component: membrane. Bases 229 to 1257 code for a protein of 342 amino acids. The record is from RefSeq and is a predicted model, not a curated record. Lineage: Eukaryota; Metazoa; Chordata; Actinopteri; Siluriformes; Siluridae. The transcript is spliced from 8 exons.
UUUUUUUGUUUACAAGUUUGGCUGCGGCGGUGCGACCAUACAAACGCCUUUCAUUUAUACAUAAAACAAAUGAAUGGAAAUCAGAAGAAGCGAAAGUCAUGAUGAUGUUCAGAAGAUCGGGUCAGACGGAGCUCGGGUUUGAAAUAUAGUUCCCGGUUUAUAUCGAUUUAUUCUUGUGCUUCAUGUGGUUUUAUAUGUAAAUGGACUGAAAGCGAACUGAAAGUCAUCAUGCCUUCAUAUGAGGAGUGGAAGAAAAACAUCUGCUUUUAUUACUGGGUUAAAUUCACAUUGAACAUUUAUUCCAUGCUGUUUUCGCUUGUAGGGCUGUGUGUGCUGUGUGUAGGUGUGUAUGCUGAGGUGGAGAGACAGAAACACCGUACGCUGGAGGGCGUGUUCCUGGCUCCGGCGGUGGUCCUCAUCCUGCUGGGUCUGGUCAUGUUCUCCGUGUCUGUGGUGGGAAUGCUGGGUUCCCUGCGCGACAACAAAACCCUGCUGCACAUGGUUCUCGCUCUCAUCAUCGCUCUGCUGUUCGAGAAAAUGACGUCUGAGUUGUUCCAGAAGAACAUACGGCAGGGCAUCAUGCACUACUACGAUGACCUGGACUUCAAGAACAUCCUCGAUUACGUACAAGAGAAGUUCUCGUGCUGUGGAGGGGAUGAAUACAAGGACUGGGAGGUGAACCAGUACCACUUCUGUAACGGUACUGGGCCGCUGGCCUGCGGUGUUCCAUACACUUGCUGCGUUCGCAAAAAAGAGCCUGGAGAAGUAAUAAACACACUUUGUGGCUAUAAGACCCUCACCAAACAGCGUGAAGAUUUAUCCGAGGUCAUACACGUGCGCGGAUGCAUUCACGCCGUGAACCUGUGGAUGGGCGACAACAUCGGAGCCACGAUAGGAAUCUGCUGCGCCAUGUGGUUACCUCAGUUUCUGGGCAUCUUGCUGAGCUGCGUCUUCUGGAACCUUCUGGUGGAGAUGAGCGAAUCGACUGACAUGGUAGACUUCAAGAUAAUCAAGAAGGCUGGAUUCGAGUACAACGAGCUGGACCUGUCUGGCGCCGGCUGGUGCAUGUGCCUGCCCCGUGUAGGCGGCUACCUGCCUAUACCUUACACAGAAGAAGAUCAGGAAAAAGAACCGGAAGCAGAAGCCCUGACCCCUGAUCUCCAUUCUGAACCUGUGACCUUGGAGCAGUUACAGGCGAAGAUCUCCCUCAGCCAAUCGAAUGCGGACCAGCUUGAAGAGGAUGAGGUCGACAGUUGAGUUAAAAAUGGAACCAAGGAGGCGCAAGUUUAUUUAUAUAUAUUUUUCAAUUUAAUUGUGAUUUUUUUUUUAAAUUUAUAUUUUUAGAGCACAGGCUCUUUAAUUGCACUGUAAAGUCUUGCACUACACACCAGCUUCAAUGGUUUUCACGUAGACCUCAUUUUAAAACACUUGAUUUAAAAAAUCAAUUUUUUAUUCCAUUUUAAACAUUUUCUUUUAAUGUUUAUACUCAAAAGGGAUUUUAUGUGCAUAUUUGUCGGGUUUUGCUCGUUGUUUUUUUUCCUGUCACGAAUCGUUUGAUUGACCAAAAAACUGACAUUUUCUUGUAUAUUUUCUUCUGAUUUAGAUUUUUAGCCUAUUUAUUAUGAUUAUUUUUUUAAAUUAAAUACACAGUCAUUUCUAUUCGCCUUUAAUUUGCAUGUAAGUAAUUAAAAGUAGGUGUAGAUGGUGGUAGGUGUCAUUUCUCUAUGGAAUCCAAAUGUUCCAAACGAUUUGUCUAUUUGUAUUCAAUUAUUUUUGUUUUACUUUCAUGUAACUUGCGUUUCCGUUUGAGUAGGGAUGCGUUGAUAUUAACUCAGGAGUUGGUUCAAUCGCAAAUGGGGUACUAGGUGCAAGUUGACUUUAAAUGAUGGUAGUCUUUCAUAAGUGAUAGUUGAGUGAAAAAACAGCACUUACCCUGUACAGAGUUCUUGACGGUUCUUCUCUUGGUCAUUGGAGAGUGAGGGAUUUAAACGUUUUACAAAACAAGCCUUCUGAUUGGCCACUUGAGCAGUAAACCGAACAUGAUGUCAAAUAAAUGUUCCGUUUUAUUCCACAAUGGAUUUAAGUACAAACGUCGUAUUAAUGCAUCCCUAUUUAUUUAAUUUUAACUUACACACUAAGCGGCCACCAUGGUAGAUUUAGCCGCUAAAUAGCCAGUAGGUUUAGUUGUCUAUAAAAUCGUUAGCGUUAUGUAGCUAUAUCGUACGAGGGCGUUUUAGUACCACGUAAAACAAUGUAAUUACCAUUACAAGAUUCAAGUUUUAGCAAUACGAGAAUAAAGUGGUAAUAUGAUGGUAGGAAAAAUCGCAGAAUUUGCAUGAAACAUUUUGCUGUUUCGUAUAAAAUGGAUGUGGAGGAUUUGGCUUAAUUCGAUUUAUAAGGAAAAAGGCAUUUGUUCAUUUUUAUUAGCAAACAAACACUGCAGUGGUUCAGAAAUUAGCGACCAGGGUGUUUCUUAAGGGACUAUGAGGAUGAUGAUCAAAUAAAAACGGCCCUAAAGGUGACCCUGACGUUUUUCUCCCCCUUAAACUAUUACGACUUUAUUCUUGUAUUACUGUAAAUUUCAGUUCAAAAACAUAAAUUAAAAAAAAGUUUUUUUUACGUGCCAUUAAAUUGCUUCCGUAACUUAGUGCUCAGGACAUUAUUUAUUAUUUUUUUUUAACAAAGGAAAACGCGUUCGAUUUGGGAAUUUUAGCCAAUGUUGCUGCUGUUGUUCUUUACAAUCCCGGGAAAAAAAUCUAAAUCAACCCACUGCCUUAAUGCUUAUGUUUUUUCAACGUAUUUAUUUUGUCAGCGAUAAUUCGGGCGAUUUCAAAAAAAUUGUGAUACAACAAUACAAAACAAUUAUGGUAAUGCGAAUUCUUUUGUUUGGUCUUGUUCAUGUGCUCUCAGGUGCUGUAACAGCAAGUGCACUUUUAAAAACAAAUAUUAAUGGUUUUGUACAAAUGAUGGGAAUUUGUAACUGGCGUUUUAUUUCAACUGUGCUUUUGACGACUGCUUGUAGUCAUUUAAAAAAUAAAUAAAUAAAUAAAAGAUUUUUCUUUUGUGGUAAAACACCUGGACUUCGUGACAGACGAUGUCAAGUCAGACAACAUUUGGUACAAAUUUCUGCCUCAAAAAACAUCCGGUUGUUCAGUGCUUCUGUGGUCAUAGACUUCCUGGCGUCUACAUACACGUGAACGAAACCUUUUUGUGGUUUUUUUUUUGUUGUCAUUUUGUCCUGUACAGCUAAAAGUUUGACUUAAAGACGUUAAUACAAACUGUAGCCCUAUUUGGACGGGAUAUUUUUACUUGAUAAAUGUUUUUCAAGGUGACUUUGAGCAAGUAUAUACGUCACUCCUUGUUCAUGGCAUCGUCAUUCUCGUAAACAUCGCACAUCAAGUGCAAUCAAAUAAGGAGAAAAAUUGUACACCUUUUUUUUCUCUUCUCCACACUGUUGCUUUAAACUUGUUGCUGAAGACAGAACUCUUCUGCACCACUGGCCUUACGGGGGUAAAAAAAUAACUGCUGCAGUCCUUGCCAAUAAAAUAUGACUUGCAUUAA